CGGGGUUUGUACAAAAAAACAAAAUAUUUGAAAAAUCUGACUAAUUUGGUGCGUGGAAACGUGGUUAGUGUUGCAAGUCAAUUCAGUGUUGUCCCUCGGAUCACUAAAAUCAAGAACUACAGUGCUCAGACACAGUGGUGAAGUCACUGCAAGACAAAACCUAAACAGGAAGCAUGAAGAAAACACGAAACACAGGAAAAACAACCCAAAACCAGUCAAACAGACCGUGACAGUAUCCACAAAAAACCUGUGAAGUAAGACAUUUGAAACCAAAGUAGCAUGUAAUGCUCUCCAUAUGAACCAAAAGUGUCACAUUUUACAAUUAACUGGAAUAUAAAUAUAUAGUUUGUAAUGGUGUAGAAGUCCUAUUCAGCUCCGUGAAGAGGUCUGAACAUGAGAAACAGUUUGCCGCAUUGCACUCCAACCACUGCAAAGUAGUUUCACUAUCAUAUUCACUUCUCAUAUCAUACUAAAAUACUGUCUGGCGCUUUUUUGAGAGCCCGUAAGAGGAGCAGAGUUUGCACAUUUCACGGUUUUAAACUGCAUGAUCGCGGAUAAACACGUAACGAUUCCAAAGAGGUCUGGUGCUAAUGGACUGCAUUUCCCACAAUCCUGUAGCUGUGAAAGGGGCGGGGUUUUGUUUAAUGUUUGCAGAGCAGGUAGGGCGGGAGUCUAUUGUUUGUACAGGUGCCAGGAGAGUCCUGACUGUAUAGGCGGAUGUGUGACGGACAAGCAGGGGGAUUCCGGACAGAGUUGGAUUACUGAAGAAAACGCAACAUUUUGGGGUAUUUUGAUUAAGGCAAAGAAGUUUCUCUGACUGGAACGACGCAGGGAAAUGAAAGGAUGUUUUUGUCGCAGUUGCCCUUGAAGGUCACCAGUAUGAGAAAGGAGAGACUCCAAGACAAAAACAAAGCCCAAAAGGAAAAAAUGCGAAGAGCCUUUUAACCUUUGAACAGCUCAAUUGGACACUUUCUACAGGCUACAGAACUGGUUUGGCAGGAACACAUGAGGACUCAUUCCGCCUGCGCAUCAGCAGAAGGGGCCAGAAUGCAGACCCCGGGACCCGAGCACGACGAUUUCUUCGACUACCUGUUCAAGAUCAUCCUGAUCGGAGACUCCAACGUGGGGAAGACCUGCGUGGUGCAGAACUUCAGGUCGGGGGUGUUCUCGGAAAAGCAGCAGAACACCAUCGGAGUGGAUUUCACCGUUCGCACUUUGGAUAUAGAGGGGAAGAAAGUGAAGAUGCAAGUGUGGGACACAGCAGGGCAGGAGAGGUUCCGAACCAUCACCCAAAGUUACUACCGCAGCGCUCACGGCGCCAUGAUCACCUACGACAUCACUAAGGGCUCCACCUUUGAAUCUGUGACGGACUGGAUACAGGAAGUGGAACUCUACGGGGCGACCAACGUGGUCCUGGUUCUUAUUGGUAACAAAUGUGACUUGGAGGAGGAGCGGGAGGUUCAGUUUGAGGAGGCCUGCAGUCUGGCAAAAGAACGAGGCAUACUGGCUGCCUUGGAAACAUCUGCAAAGGAUGGUCAGAACGUGGAGGAGGCCUUCAUGAUGAUGGCCAAGGAGCUCCUGUCUCGUAACGGCCUUCAGGUGCAGCAGGAAGAGCUGCAGAGCUACGGCAGGCCCGGAGUUCUUCUCAGGACUAACUCCCGUCCGGUUAAUGGCACCGCGGGCAUGUUCUCGGCUCCUGCAGACAAGAAGUCCUGCUGUUGACCAUGUUUUGGAAGAAAGUGUCAGGAUGCACCAAGGUGGAAUUGGCAGAGAACUUUAUGACUCUGCAGUCUCAUUUUUGAGGAUUGUGUCUGUGCCAGUGUUUGACUCUGUGACCUCUCUCUCACCUGAGAACCAGUGACAGCGGAAACCGAUCAUUGGAAGAUGUGUGAUGACAUCAUGCCCAGUGGAUGUAGAUUUCAGUCAGAUCCGCUGCUCAUUGAUCAAAAGCGAAUAGUCUGCUUCAAUUCUUAAGCAAUAAAACUAGUUGUUGACUGACCAUUUCAUGGAAGCUGCUUUCAUACCCAAUCAUGGCACCCACCUGUUCCCAAUGAUCCUGUUCACCUGUGGGAUGUUCCAAAUAAGUGUUUGAUGAGCAUUCCUCAACUUUAUCAGUCUUUUUUGCCACUUGUGCUAGCUUUUUUGAAACAUGUUGCAGGCAUCAUAUUCCAAAUGAGCUAAUAUUUGCAAAAAAUAAAGUUGAACAGUUCGAACGUUAAAGGCCUACUGAAAGCCACUACUAGCGACCACGCAGUCUGAUAGUUUAUAUAUCAAUGAUGAAAUCUUAACAUUGCAACACAUGCCAAUACAGCCGGGUUAGAUUAGUAAAGUGCAAUUUUAAAUUUCCCGCGAA
Molecule: messenger RNA, 2353 nt
Organism: Entelurus aequoreus (snake pipefish)
Lineage: Eukaryota; Metazoa; Chordata; Actinopteri; Syngnathiformes; Syngnathidae
Product: ras-related protein Rab-19-like
Exons: 5
Coding region: 1006-1722 (238 amino acids)
Cellular component (GO): trans-Golgi network
Molecular function (GO): GTPase activity; GTP binding
Source: RefSeq, a predicted model, not a curated record